Messenger RNA from Blepharisma stoltei, 474 nucleotides. NCBI's taxonomy places the organism in Eukaryota, Ciliophora, Heterotrichea, Heterotrichida, Blepharismidae. The record is from the annotation of a GenBank genome assembly.
AUGUUGCCAGCUAUAAAAGAAGAUGAAAGCGCAAUAAUAUCAAAUUUCAGCCCCAAAAAAAAGCCACUUAAAGGAUUCGAUAGCAGUAAUUCCUAUUAAGUCUAUUUAAAAAGUAAAGCAAAAGAGCUAUUAAAACGAGAAAAAAUCAAAAUUCCUUUAUCAUUGCUUAACUAUCGCAAAAAGAAAUUUUCAAGUGAAUCUUCCCCACAGCCAAAAGAAUUUCCAAGCAUAAACUCUACAUUACACAAGCUACGAAAUUCAUGUUCAGAUUCUCCUUCAAUGCUUCUUCAUUCUGUUUUACAUGACUCUGGCUUUAAUUCAGUUGAAGACGCUCCAAACACUUUUAUAUCCAAAACCCCUGAUGUCCAUCGCCGAUCAAUUUUCUCAAAAAACUCAUCACCGCGGCUUAAAUGCCAUUUCCGGUCAAAUACUCCAAUUAACCCAAAAUUAUACUUGGUAAAAAGAAUUUUUUAA